This is a messenger RNA of Cyphomyrmex costatus, 1085 nucleotides long. Its product is annotated as THAP domain-containing protein 1-like. The transcript is spliced from 5 exons. The coding region runs from base 44 to 724 and encodes 226 amino acids. The record is from RefSeq and is a predicted model, not a curated record. Gene Ontology annotation, molecular function: sequence-specific DNA binding. NCBI's taxonomy places the organism in Eukaryota, Metazoa, Arthropoda, Insecta, Hymenoptera, Formicidae.
UUCUUAUAUUUUUUUAUUUCGACAUUUUGGCACAAUUAAAAACAUGCCUUAUAGAUGUGCAGUUCCUAAUUGUAAUUAUAAAAGUUCUACAAAUAUAUCUUUAUUUCGAUUUCCUUUGGAACGAGAAAACUUGUGUAAAUUAUGGGUAACAGCAAUUGGAAGGGAAAAUUGGCAGCCAACUACUCACAGUCGUGUUUGUAGUUUACAUUUUGAACCUACAGAUUAUUUGAAUAGACCUGGAUCAUAUUUAAGACGUUUAAAACAAGAUGCUGUUCCUCAUGUAUUUAUAUCUGCAGCACGUCUAAUUCCUUGGGUUGAAAAGACUUCUAAAAUCACUGAAACACCAAGAAAUGUUGAUCUAAUCACACAUAACACUAAAACAAAUAACUCAAUUUCCACUUCAACAAAAGAGACAAUAAACGAAGAAUUGUCAUUAUUUAAUUUAAAUUAUUCAUCGAAAACAGAGGAUCAACAUUUGAUUGAGGAAGACAGCCAUUAUCUAAUAUUUCCUUUAUAUAACGACGUUGCAACACAAACUGAAUGUGGCCAUAUAUGUGGAUGUAUCAAUAAUACAGAUGAAAAUAAAUGUUUGAAAAGAGAAUUAGAUGAUAUUUCUAGGAAGAAAAAGUUAAAAAAGAAAAUAAAAACUCUUCAACAAAAAGUUCGUCGACAAACUAAAUCUAUUAAUAGAAUGAAAGAAUUGUUACAAACUUUAAACUUGUAAAAUUUAUCGGAAACACAAAUGCUAUUACAUUACUGGAAAAUGAAUUCAAAGGACAAUCUUAAGUCUUCCUGAUAAAUUAUCAUUAAUAAAUUGGACGCAAUCAGUGAAUGCAGAGUCAGGAUUUUAACAAGAUGUGCUUAAAUCAUUGUCUACUUUAAACUUGGAGGAUAAGGAUUGCAGUUUAGUAUUCGAUAGCAUGGUAAUUCAGAGAGACAUAAUCUGAGAUCCCAGUUCACAAAGGAUAUUAUCCACCACAUAUGAUCAAACUUGCGAGAAAUACUUUGGCUGAUUAGAAAGAAAUCAUAUCUCAUAAUAGUUCUAUAGAAUGGAAAUAUAUUAAAAAAUUGUGUAAAAAUUACAA